UGUCAACCGAGCAGAAGCUAAGAUGGCGGACUUAGCGACCGAGGGACUGGCGCGGAGGGAAAGGGCUACGACGAGUUUCCAAAGGAAAGUGCCGGAUGGCGGCGGGGGCCGCUUGGCCGUGCUGCCAGGAACCCGGCCGUCGGUACGACACGGUCAGCUCCUGCUUUCCACCGGCGUCCCUUCUCUGGACUCUGUUUUAGGUGGAGGUUUGGCAAUUGGAACCCUCCUUCUUAUUGAGGAAGAUGUAUAUGGUGUUUACUCCAAUCUUUUGUUCAAGAAUUUCCUUGCAGAAGGAGUAGUUUGCGGGCAUAAUUUAUUUAUUGCUUCAGAUAAAGAGGAACCUGGUAUUAUUCUAAAGGAACUUCCAUGUCCUUUGCCGAAUCUCUCUGACAAGGAAAUGGAAGAAGUAAUCACUAUGAAGUCAACGCAAGAUUCUCAGGAGUCCAUGAGAAUAGCCUGGCGUUACCAGAACAAACCGAAGCAGGAGGUAACCCAUAUACCCUUUUCAAAAUUUGGACACUACUUUGAUUUAUCUAAAACAAUGGCUCCAGAACUAAUCCAAAAUAUUAAUUGGAAUGGUUUUUUCAUUCCUGAAGAAGCAAGCUUGGAUAUUGAUGAAAAGUCAUGUAAAAAGGCAUGCACUUAUACCAGACUGCUUCAUUCUAUUCAGAAAGUCAUUUGUCAACAAGGAUACAAUGGGUCCACUUUUCAGAAAAAACAAAGGAAUGUGUUGAGAAUAGGAAUUCAGGGCCUUGGUUCAGUAUUAUGGGGUGAUGAUAUCUGUUGUACUGAAAAUCCAGAAAAUCUGUACAGCCUCACCAGAUUUAUGUAUGCUCUACGUGGCCUCCUGAGAACAUCAUUAUCUGUCUGCAUCAUCACUGUUCCAACUCAUCUGAUCCAGAAUAAAGCAAUUAUGGAACGUGUUACCCACUUGUCUGAUACAGUAAUUGGGCUUGAAUCAUUUAUCGGGUCUGAGAGAGAAACCAAUCCAUUAUACAAGGAUUAUCAUGGUUUGGUUCACAUACACCAAAUUCCUCGGCUUAAUAGCUUGAUCUGUGAUGUAUCAAACACAAAGGACCUGGCUUUUAAAUUGAAAAGGAAGCUGUUUGCUAUUGAGCGAUUGCAUUUGCCUCCAGACUUGUCAGACACAGUGAGCCGCACAAGCAAACAGGACCUGGCAGUCUCCGCCAAAUUGCUGAGCACAGAAUGUAGUGCGAUGGCCAUGGGCAAGAAGCACCUGGACUUCUAGUGAUUUCAAUUUAGCAGUUUCACUCCAAUUUAUAUGACACUCUAAUUAUGACUGUUAAUGACUUUCGUAAAUAUUUUUCUUCAUCAUUGUGACCCAGCAGUCCUUAAAAAAAAAAACUAACUUGCAAGCUUUGUAUCUAUCUUUCCAUUCUGUUAUUUUUAUGUUCACAGGUGUGGUGUUUUGACAGUAAACAAAUGCAUUCUGUAUUGCGAGAACAUUUUAAAAAUAAAUUGCCCUUUGGAAAAAUGGUCAAAAACUGGACUUCUGGUAUAGGUAAAAUUCAAGAUAGUGACUAAGCAAAAGAAUUUUAAAUGCUUACUGGAACUACUGUUUUUGUCAAUCAGUAGUACAUUAAAUAAAAUAAAGAAUUAUUUCAGGUAAGUUGUUUUGAUAUCAAAAGGGUUAUCUCAAAAAUACUAUUCAAUAAAAUAGAACAAAUUCUUUUAUAUAACUAUGUGCAGACCGUUCUAUGCCUUAGUGAAACUGUUUUAUGGUAAACAUUCACAUUGAAUAAUUAGAUUGUCUUAUAGGCUAAUAAAUAUAUUAAAAUGCUCAAAUGAAAUUUACAAAACACAAAGACUUUUUUAAUGAAAUUCAAAAUUGUAAUAAUAAACAUAAAGAGAUGCCAACCUGAUGAAAUUAUGUCAACAGAGUAAAAUUCAGUCUGACAGCUACAUUAAUAUUAAAAUCAAAGAAAGUGGAGAAUAGAUAUCAGAGAACGUAUAGGGUGCAAUAUAAAAUAAAACCGAAUUUUCAUUCU
This is a messenger RNA of Thamnophis elegans (Western terrestrial garter snake), 2009 nucleotides long. It is a transcript of the gene ELP4, whose product is annotated as elongator acetyltransferase complex subunit 4. Gene Ontology annotation, cellular component: elongator holoenzyme complex; cytoplasm; transcription elongation factor complex. Bases 23 to 1249 code for a protein of 408 amino acids. NCBI's taxonomy places the organism in Eukaryota, Metazoa, Chordata, Lepidosauria, Squamata, Natricidae. The transcript is spliced from 10 exons. The record is from RefSeq and is a predicted model, not a curated record. Gene Ontology annotation, biological process: tRNA wobble uridine modification.